Messenger RNA from Aspergillus caelatus, 372 nucleotides. RefSeq lists its product as uncharacterized. The record is from RefSeq and is a predicted model, not a curated record. The coding region runs from base 1 to 372 and encodes 123 amino acids. Lineage: Eukaryota; Fungi; Ascomycota; Eurotiomycetes; Eurotiales; Aspergillaceae. The transcript has a single exon.
AUGACUGACCGCCAGGCCUAUGCGUCCGUACGCAACGGCACCUCCAGACCAAUUUAUGCGGUUAGUUUGGCGCGUAAGUAUAGUGAUCAGUACAAAAAUAGCGACAUGCGGGGUAUCAUUGAGCCAGGACAAGCUAGUGCUGGGAUGCGGGUUGAUUACACCACUGGUUGGUGGACCACUGGUCGAGAUUGGUGGAAGGUUUUCUGGGUCACUCAGGACCAAAACCUCCAGAAGACACUUCACUAUUCAGACCCAGAGAACUCUCGCGACAUAAUGGAUUGGUCGGAAAAUCUUGCUCCAAAUGUUAUUCCUGAUAUAGCUCUGGCAAGAAGGAUGAACAACGAGUAUCAGGUUAGAUGUUCAAUAUCUUGA